GGUUUUGUUAAAGACGUCCAUGAAGAUUCAGUCACGAUCUCCUUCGAAAACAACUGGCAGCCGGAAAGGCAGAUCCCCUUCGGCGACGUGCGGCUCCCCCCGCCUGCGGACUAUAGCAAGGAGAUUUCGGAAGGCGACGAGGUGGAGGUGUAUUCCCGAGCCAAUGAGCAUGAACCCUGUGGCUGGUGGCUGGCCCGCGUCCGUAUGAUGAAAGGCGACUUCUAUGUCAUCGAGUACGCUGCCUGCGAUGCCAUUUAUAACGAAAUCGUCACGCUGGAACGGCUGCGGCCCGUGAACCCCUGCAAAGUGGCCACCAAGUGCAGUUUUUUCAAACACACCAUUGUGGUCCCCGAGGAUCUCAAGGAGGCCUGCUCAAACGAAAAUGUGCACAAAGAGUUCAAGAAAGCAGUGGGUGCAAACUGCAUCUUCCUCAGUUCCACUAGCAGCGAACUCAUCAUCUUGUCCACAAAUGAAUCCACUGUGAAGAGGGCGUCUCUCCUGGGAGACAUGCAUCUGCGCAGCAUCCGGACCAAGUUGAUGCUGAUGUCUCGGAACGAGGAAGCCAACAAACACUUGGAGACGAGCAAGCAGCUGGCCUCGGCCUUCCAGGAGGAGUUCACCGUGCGCGAGGACCUGAUGGGCCUGGCCAUCGGCACCCACGGGGCCAACAUCCAGCAGGCCCGCAAAGUGGUGGGCGUGACGGCCAUCGAGCUGGAUGAGGAGACCUGCACCUUCCGCAUUUACGGGGAGACCCCGGAAGCCUGUAAGCAGGCCCGAAGCUUCCUGGAAUUCUCAGAAGACUCUGUUCAAGUCCCCCGGAACCUGGUUGGGAAGGUGAUUGGCAAGAACGGGAAGGUCAUCCAGGAGAUUGUGGACAAGUCUGGUGUCGUUCGGGUGCGUGUGGAAGGCGACAACGACAAGAGGAACCCGAGGGAAGAGGGGAUGGUUCCCUUCAUCUUUGUGGGGACGCGGGAAAGUAUCAGCAACGCUCAGGCCCUGUUGGAGUACCAUCUCUCCUACCUCCAGGAGGUGGAGCAGCUGCGGCUGGAACGCCUCCAGAUCGACGAGCAGCUGCGCCAGAUCGGCCUGGGCUUCCGGCCCCCCUCCAGCCGGAUGGAGAAGGACCGGGGCGGCUACACCACCGACGAGAGCACCUCCUCCUCCUCCCUGCACGGCACGCGGACCUACGGGGGAAGCUACGGGGGCCGCGGCCGGGGGCGCAGGGGCCCCAACUCCGGCUAUGCUACCAACUCAGACGUGUCCGUGGCCUCGGAGACCGAAUCCGAAAAGAGAGACGAGUACGAGGCCNGCCCCGCUCCGGCUCCUCGUGGGAGCAGCGGUAGCAAGUACAGCAGUUCCUCCAUCAGUUCAGUCUUGAAAGACCCAGACAGCAACCCCUACAGCCUGCUGGACAACACGGAGACAGACCAGACCGCCGACACAGAUGCCAGCGAGUCACAGCCAGUCAGUAACCGCCGGCGCCGCUCCCGCCGGCGCCGCACCGAUGAGGAUGCCACCAUGAUGGACGGGGCCCUCGAGUCGGACAGCGUGUCCGUCAAUGAGAAUGGUGUGGAGGAGGAGUCCAAGCCUCAGAGAAGGAACCGGAGCAGGCGCCGGCGCAACCGUGGCAACCGCGUGGACGGCUCGAUCAGCCGAGACCGCCAGCCAGUCACCGUGGCAGAUUUCAUCUCCCGGGCAGAGUCCCAGAGCCGGCAGGGACCCCCACGCAAAGAGAGCCGGGAGAAGUCAGCCGAGGACGACACGCCGAAGCAGAAGGGCGAGAACAACGGCAAGGUGGUCAACGGCCCUUCGGAGAACGGCGAGCACGCGGGGGCCGGCGGGGAAGAGGUGGCGGCCAUGGUGAACGGGGUGUCCUAAACCACCACCAACGGCCCUCCGGUGCGCCGCUGCCGAGCCCGCCUCUCGACGCAACAAUCCUUACUUUUCACCUGCUUGCAACCUCUUAUGAGAAACGAAAUAAACACCACACCAAUCUCUUG
Molecule: messenger RNA, 2000 nt
Organism: Pogona vitticeps (central bearded dragon)
Lineage: Eukaryota; Metazoa; Chordata; Lepidosauria; Squamata; Agamidae
Source: RefSeq, a predicted model, not a curated record